UAUCUUGUAGUUGACAUCACUGUUUACCACAAUGGUUACCAUGGAGAUUUGAAUGAGACAUUUUUUGUUGGAAAUGUUUCAGACAAAAAUAAGCAGCUUGUAAAGGUUACGCAUGAGUGCUUGAUGUUGGCCAUUAAUGAAGUGAAGCCUGGUGUUCGAUACAGGGAAAUGGGUAACAUUAUACAAAAACAUGCUCAUGCACAUGGGUUUUCUGUGGUCAAAACAUACUGUGGCCAUGGCAUCCAUAAAUUGUUUCAUACUGCACCAAGUAUACCUCAUUAUGCAAAGAACAAAGCGAUUGGAGUGAUGAAACCUGGACAUACAUUUACAAUAGAACCCAUGAUUUCAGAAGGUGUUUGGAAAGACUUGACAUGGCCAGACAACUGGACUGCUGUUACUCAAGAUGGCCGCAACUCAGCCCAGUUUGAGCAUACUCUUCUUGUCACUGACACUGGCUGUGAAAUUCUCACACAAAGACAAGACAAUAAUGGACAAGCACAUUUUAUGGAUCAAGAGUGAAAUGUGUGCUUCAUGAAGUGUAAAAUGAUAUAUGUUGAAAUAACCAUAAUGGUUAGCUGAACAUUCUUACUUUGCCAGUAAACAUAAGUGUCAAAUUAUUGAGUACUAAAUAUCUGUUGUCAUAGCUCGAAUAAUUUUUAUCCAGCUUUUGUUAUUUUUUUUUUUGGUAUGGAG
Molecule: messenger RNA, 693 nt
Organism: Saccoglossus kowalevskii
Lineage: Eukaryota; Metazoa; Hemichordata; Enteropneusta; Harrimaniidae
Product: methionine aminopeptidase 1-like
Biological process (GO): proteolysis
Cellular component (GO): cytosol
Molecular function (GO): metalloaminopeptidase activity
Source: RefSeq, a predicted model, not a curated record